AUGGAAUCCUCAAAGGUCCCCGUCAAGCUUGUGAAGGUCACCCGUGUCUUGGGCCGUACCGGUUCCCGAGGAGGUGUUACUCAAGUCAGAGUCGAGUUCAUGGACGAUACUACCCGAAGCAUCAUCCGCAACGUCAAGGGCCCAGGUACGAAUACAUUACACACCUUUCUUUACAGCAGUCAAAGGAUUGGAAGAAUGGAGACCGCAGAUUGAAGGGCAUGACUGGAACAGAGAAGAAGCUAACAUUCAAACCCCCUAGUCCGCGAAGACGACAUUCUCUGCCUGCUCGAGUCUGAACGUGAAGCUAGAAGAUUGAGAUAGGUGCUGCUUCUUGGGAGUCGGGAAAAUGGGUUUUCGUUAAUGCAAGCAUUUGCUGCGGGGCUGGUUGUACCACGAGAUAUUUGAUGAAGGAGCUAAGGCACAUCGUCACAAUACAAAGCUCUUUCCAACAUGGAUGAUUUGCACAGCAAGAAUGGCAUAUUGAAUCGAGACUCUUGGCUUGGACAUUGUGAUUGAGACUUCGAAUUGUUGGGGUUCUCGCUACCAGGGCGAAAUCUAUUUUGAGUACAUGAUGGACGGAAUGCAUAC
This is a messenger RNA of Mollisia scopiformis, 588 nucleotides long. RefSeq names its product ribosomal protein S28e. The coding region runs from base 1 to 213 and encodes 70 amino acids. Gene Ontology annotation, molecular function: structural constituent of ribosome. Gene Ontology annotation, cellular component: cytosolic small ribosomal subunit; ribosome. The transcript is spliced from 2 exons. The record is from RefSeq and is a predicted model, not a curated record. Gene Ontology annotation, biological process: maturation of SSU-rRNA; translation; ribosomal small subunit assembly. NCBI's taxonomy places the organism in Eukaryota, Fungi, Ascomycota, Leotiomycetes, Helotiales, Mollisiaceae.